UUCAGCACUGCCGGGCACCCAGUGCUGAGGCCGAUUCGACCCGUUGCUUCAGCACUGGAACAUCAGUGCGGAACCUGCUACUUUUGUACCAGACUCCUCCUGGCCGAAUAAGGGGACUUUGGUCAAGUUAGGAAUAAAAGCCUACUGUUGGCCGUCCUUUGGUCUAAAACUGUGGCGUAUUUUCACUAGGUUCUGACAAGUUGACAAGUUUUAUUUCAACACGUAACGUUACGGCAUGGCAGCACUUUUGUAGUUUUCCCGAGGACCUGGAUAAAAGUCUGGUUUCCAGGGUAGUUACAGAGAUCUCCGGAAAACCAGUGUUCAAAGGUCACCAUUUUAAGCGGCCAAAGUUCAAAACAUAUGACUGCAGCCAGCACAAACACUAAAGCUUGGCCAAGCCCAUGUGAACCACAGAACCACCUGUUGAUUUGGAGAUCAAAGUCUGAAUGAACGCGAAAAAAAGUGUUAAUCGUAUCGUCUAUGUCCACGUUUAAACAACGCGAAGGAACUAAGGGCCACUAAGGUACAACAGUAACAACCUCCAAGCAAAGAUACGAGACGUAAGAGACAUGUUCCAGCCUGGAGGGGACAAAAAGGUACUUUGUGCAGGUCUGAUCUGUCUGGAUAUCCUGAGUGUGCUGGACCACUACCCUGUGGAGGACACCGAUAACAGUAUGGUUCUGGAUGAGAUGCGUGAAUUUGGGGUGGAGAUAGACCAUGUUGUGAUGCAUGAUGGCUGUGACUUUCCCUCCUCCACCAUCAUCAUCAACACUCACACUGGGUCCAGGACUAUAAUACAUGCUGACAAAGACCUACCGGAGCUGACCUUCUCACAGUUCCAACAGCUGGACCUGAACUGGUACAAGUGGAUCCACUUUGAAGGCCGCAACAUGACCGAGGUAUCUCAGAUGGUGAAUGCCGUGCAGGAGUUCAACCACAGUGCCUCCAUGGAGGACAGGAUCAUCAUCUCUGGAGAGUGUGAGAAGGCCAAAUACCAGCCAGAAUACUUCAUAUCAACAGUAGAUGUUCUGUUUGUUGCUAAGGAGUAUGCACAGCAUCAUGGCUUCACCACAGCCAAGGCAGCAGUGCACGGGUUUCACAGCAGGGUCAAGAAAAGUGCCACAGUGGUUUGUGCAUGGGGAGAGGCUGGAGCAGAUGCCAUGGGUCCUGAUGGAGUGCAUCACCACACUGAUGCCUAUUCACCAGGACAGGUUGUAGACACACUAGGCGCAGGAGACACCUUUAAUGGAGCAAUUAUUGCAGCAAUGUGCCGCAGUCUGCCUCUAGAUGAAGUGCUGAAAUUUGGCUGCAGGGUAGCUGGGAGGAAAUGUGGACAGUUUGGGUACAGAGGACUCAGAGAGUAACUCACUCCAUUUCCAUUUGAAAAGGACUCAAACAAAAUGUACAAUCCUGCUCAUUUUGAUGGAGCUAUGUGUCCAUGUACUAUUAAUAAAAAAUUGUAAAUUAAUGUUUAAGUUUUUUUAUAGUAUGUACACUUGCCCAAGUUACAGGACAUAUAUAAUUGUCCUGUGUCACUGGGUCCAGCUGGUACUGCACAGUUACUAACUACAUGUAUAAUGUCACUGGUAUGUGUUCUAUGAAAACAAACACAGACUACAUCAUACGGAUUCCAUGUACAUGUAAUAAAUUACAUCCAACACAUUAGUUUUGUAAAAAUUCUCAGUCAUGGGUACAUUUAAACAUGGGAAGAUGAUGGUUCAGACAGCUUUUAACAAAUAUCUUUUUAUAUCAUGUAGAAAACAUUCCCAACAUGGAAUGUUUUAGUUGGAAGAAACUUUACAACAACCCUUAUACUGAGACCAGAUGUUAUCUUCAUCAUCAUCAUCUGUCGUCCCUGGCGGGCGGGGUGAGGCGUUGCACAACAUGUGUUGUCUUCAUGCAUUAUCAAUGUUACAAUGGAUUGAAUCAGCAUAUCAGCCAUCGUGACUGCAUCAUAUUUUAUUCAUCAGUGUAUUGCCCUGUAAUGCACUUAAUGUGAAUAGCUACCAUGCCUUCAACUACAUGUAUGUGCAUUUUGUUUUUCUUUUUCUCCUUGAUUGAAGCUAACAUCUCCGGUCCUUACCCCGCUCCAUGCGCAAUCCUGAACUAGUUGGAUAAAUGAGCAGUGCUGUGAUAUGCCCAUUCAUGAUAUGGACCCAUGACAGUUGACUAAGUUACUGUCUUGGAAACCACAGGUUAAAACAAUGUCAUUUGUUUAAGCUCGUAAGCACCAGCAACCAAUGCUUGAAAUUUUGUUUGAAUUUCACCGCUCUAACAGGAGUUGACAAGCGAACAGCUUACGAACAUGGCCUUCAACACAGCGGAAUUA
This is a messenger RNA of Branchiostoma floridae (Florida lancelet), 2329 nucleotides long. RefSeq names its product ketohexokinase-like. NCBI's taxonomy places the organism in Eukaryota, Metazoa, Chordata, Leptocardii, Amphioxiformes, Branchiostomatidae. Bases 570 to 1364 code for a protein of 264 amino acids. The record is from RefSeq and is a predicted model, not a curated record. The transcript is spliced from 6 exons. Gene Ontology annotation, molecular function: ketohexokinase activity. Gene Ontology annotation, biological process: fructose metabolic process.